AUGAGGCCAUCCGUGGUGAGGUGUGUACGUAUGAGACGUUUUCUGCCGUCCAUAUUCCAAAAAUCAGCCGCCGCUCCAAACUCAGCUGCCGAAGGCGCAGAUGAUCCGUCAUUAUCAAAACAACAGCAGGAACGGUUGAAAGGAGCACUAGAAAAGCUACGGAUUGAUGAGCCAAGGGUAAGGGCGAUGGCAAAUGAAGAGAAUGAACUGGAGGCAUUUGAUUCGGGGGAUAUACUCGAUGAUGGUGGCAUUAAUAUGGAUUCGAUACGGGCUAGAGGAUUUCUGCGCUACCGAUAUAAUUAUGAGCCUCCGAAAGAUCUGGAGCAACGUUUCAAGGAUGUGAUAUCGAAGGAAUUCUCAACGGAAUGGGGACAGUUAGUGAAAGACGAUGGGGAUGUGAGGCGGAUUGAUCUGACGAAAAAUAUCCGCUUGAAGUUUAAGUUAUUGGACCUAAUUGGUCGAACCUUCAAGCAUAUCGUACCGAAUAACGAGCUGCAUCGUAUGCAAAGUGUAGGUGAUGUAAUGCAGUUUUAUGCACAACCGGUUAGUAAUAUAACCGAAUAUGCGAGAAUGGCAAGAGAGUCCGGGAAACACGGCGGGUAUGUGAGAAGUUUCCCGGGCAAUUUGCAUGUUAUGGAACAUCCGGUGAGAUUUCACCCGCAAGACAAGGAAGCUUACCAUGGCGGUGUAACCGCGUAUCCAGGACGAGGAGGCCAGGUGCUUGGCUUAAGGAAUAAACGUUUAUAUCGGCAGUUCCAACCGAAAGAGGAGUGGUUCGACUACGAGGAUCAGUCGUUUGACUACAAUCGGGUGGAUAAGGAUAUGCCUUGGGAUCCGGAGAUCUCGAAACGGAUGGAUCGAUAUCCGACGAAGAAAUAUCAUCUGGCAACGAAGGCGUUCAAGAGGAUUGCAACGAAAAAAACCGAGACCAUGAGCAUGGCUGAUAGUUAA
Anisakis simplex (herring worm) is the source of this 951-nucleotide messenger RNA. The record is from the annotation of a GenBank genome assembly. Lineage: Eukaryota; Metazoa; Nematoda; Chromadorea; Rhabditida; Anisakidae.